Molecule: messenger RNA, 2800 nt
Organism: Nyctereutes procyonoides (raccoon dog)
Lineage: Eukaryota; Metazoa; Chordata; Mammalia; Carnivora; Canidae
Gene: DNAAF3
Product: dynein axonemal assembly factor 3
Exons: 13
Biological process (GO): axonemal dynein complex assembly; motile cilium assembly
Source: RefSeq, a predicted model, not a curated record
GCGGUGCGGAACCGAGCGCAGCACCGAGCAGGGAGGGAGUCUUUGGAAGGGUAGAGGGCGAUGACCACGCCGGCGGGCUCCGGCGCAGGCUUCGGCUCCGUAUCCUGGUGGGGCCUGUCCCCGGCGCUGGACCUGCAGGCUGAGAGUCCUCCUGUGGACUCAGACUUGCGGGACAAUACCGAGCCCAGGACCCCCGAGUUAGAUGUACUGCUCGUGGGCUCCGUGGAUGGGCGGCACCUGCUUCGGACCCUGGCCCGGGCGGCGCUGUGGCCUCGCAGGAGGUUACACUUCUAUGUGCUAGAGAAUAAUCUGGAAGCUGUGGCCCGACACAUGCUGAUCUUCAGCCUAGCGUUAGAGGAACCUGAGAAGAUGGGGUUGCAAGAGAGAAGCGAGACCUUCCUGGAGGUGUGGGGGAACGCGCUGCUGCGCCCCCAGGUGGCCGCCUUCGUGCGCGCGCAAGCCGCCCGCCUGGCGCACUUGGUCCCGGAGCCCGACCGCCUGGAGGAGCAGCUGCCCUGGAUCAGCCUAGGCGCCCUCAAGUUCCGUGAGCGCGAUGCCCUGGAGGCUGUGUUCCGCUUCUGGGCGGGCGGGGAGAAGGAGCCCGAGGCCUUCCCCAUGAGUCGCUUCUGGGACUCCAGGCUGCGUCACUACCUGGGCUCCCGUUACGACGCCCGGCACGGUGUCAGCGACUGGGACUUGCACAUGAAGCUGCACGAUCGCGGGGCCCGAGUCAUCCACACUCGCGAGUUCCGGCGUUGGAGGGACACAGGUGUCGCCUUUGAACUCAGAGACUCCAGCGCCUAUCAUGUGCCAAACCGGACCCUUGCGUCGGGUCGCUUCCUGAGCCAUCACGGGGAGCGUAUCGCAGCGCGCGGUUACUGGGGGGACAUCGCCACGGGGCCAUUCGUGGCCUUUGGCAUCGAAACAGACGAUGAGAGCCUCCUGCGGACCAGCAACGGACAGCCGGUCAAGACUGCUGGGGAGAUCACUCAGCACAACGUGACGGAGCUAUUCCGAGAGAUGGCCGCCUGGGGGCGCCCGAGAAACACCCAGGGAAACCCGGAGCAGAUGUGCCACGGCGAGGAUCGCGGGGAUCGCGAUCGCGGGGAUCGCGAGGAUGGCCAGGGUGCAAGCCCAGAGCGAACUGCCUCUGCCCCGGGAUUCUUCACUGUGCGCUUCCUGCCUCUCGGCUCUGCAGAAACCCUUCACCACAAGAGCUGCUACAAGGGACGGUUCCAGCUACUCUAUGUGGCCUGUGGGAUGGUGCAUCUUCUCAGCCCCGAUCUCGGGGCCUGUGUGGCCCCCGGAGGACGCUUGGUGGUGGAAUUGGCCCGGUACCUGGUGGACUUGAGGCAGGAGCAGUUGCAGGGCUUUGCUGCCCGGGUUGGAGAGUUAGCUCAGGCCGCUGGAUUCACGCCCCCACCCCAGGCCAGGCCCUCCGAGACCUUUGCCCGCUUCUGCAAAGCCUUAGACUCUGCUGGCCAGCACACUGACUCAGCUUCGGAAUCCAUGACUCCGCCCCCUGACACCCUGGCUCUGGCCCUUGAGAACCAGAGUCAGCCUCUCAAAGGCGGGACCCCACCCUCUUAGCCCCUCAAACUGCGCUCAGAACCCCUCAAACUCCAGCUCCACUCCCCAAGGUUCUGGCUCCACCCACAGAGAGUCUGACCCCAUUCCCAGAUAUCCAGUCCCCCAUCUCUGACCUCUAAGGUCAGGUCCUGGAAGUAGAGCUUGCCUCUAGAAUAUUCACUCAGGUAUACUCUCAAUAUUCUCCAACAGCUCCAGCGGUGUCCCUAGAAUUUCAGAUUACCUUCCUGGGAUUCUAUAUUCUGUUCCUAGAAUUCUAGAGUGUUCUUUCAGGGUUCCACAUUCCAUUCUUGAGACUCUAGAGAUCCGGCCCUGAGUCUCAGGCCCUCUAUGUGGUUUUCUUGUCCUCAGAGGUCCUAUUUUACCUGGGGGUUGGGGGAAUCUGCUUUCCAGGGCCGGUCCACACCCACAUAGUCCAGAUAAAAAGAGUGGUGUCCUCUUCUUCAUGUGCCCUUGUGUCUUUGUCUUCACUCUUGUCUCCAGGGCUGGGACAGGGAAGGGGCUAGGGUGGUUAAGAGAGGAGACCUAGUUCCAAGUGGAUUUCUCUGGGCUGUUAUUGCCUGAGAGUCUGGACCAUACCUAGAUCGUCACAUAAAUCAACAAAAUUUAUUGAGUGGCUAACAGGAUUGGGACACAGAAACUGAUCAUAGCUCUCAUGGAGAUCACUGUUUAGUGUGGGGAUGAGCCCCAGACUUCUGAGUCUGAAGAACCAAGGAGCUGGGGGCCUGAACUCCUGCAUCUGAGGGAGGAAGGGCUGGGGGCCUGAACUCCUGUGUCUGCUGGAGGAGGGGAAUGGGGGCCUGAACCCCUGGGUCUGAGGGAGGAGGGGCUGGGUUCCAGGCCUCCAAGGUGGAAGGGUGAUCCAGCUGGAGCACGGCCCACCCCACCCCUCACGCGCCCCGGUUAUCUCACAUCCUGGGCAGGGGGAGGAGGUGGCAGCAGUAUAUUUAGUCUCAGUCCACGCCCCUUAUCUCAGUGUCCUCAGUGAAGCUUGAGCAGUGCAGACAGACUGAAGCUCUGGGGUCCUUCAAGGUCAUCCCGGAUGCCCCCUCACUGACCUUCCAAUCGCCCCUUGCCCUCCUCUGCCUCCUGCAAGCCUUGGCCUGAGUCUGCACAUGGCGGAUGAGCGGGGUGCCCGCCCCCCGCUCCGGCCCCGAUCCGACGCCAGUCUUCCGCCAACUACCGCGCGUACGCCACGGAGCCGCACGCCAAG